AAUUAUCAAUAAUUACAUCCUGCCUUCGAAGCAACCGGAAACAACACAAAAUGUCUGCACCAAGAAGAGCUGCCCCUCCUCCGCCAAGUCGACCAGGACAAGUGCAAGUGGUUCGCGCUCUGUACAGAUACGAAGCACAACAGAAAGAUGAAUUAAGCUUUGAAGAAGGCGACGUUUUAUACAUCAUACACAAGGCCGAAGAAGGAUGGUGGCAGGCUAGAGUUAAGAACAAAGUUGGUUUGAUACCAUCAAAUUAUGUUGAAGCUCACACAGAAUCAGUUGAGAACCCACUUCAUGAGGCUGCAAAACGAGGGAAUGUAAACUUUUUAAAUGAGUGUCUUGGAAAUAAAGUAUCUGUGAAUGGGUUAGACAAAGCAGGAUGCACGCCACUUCAUUGGGCUGCACAAGGUGGUCAUGCAGAGUGUGUGAGCAUACUUUUACAGCAAAGCAGAAUUCAAAUAAAUGUUCAGAAUAAACUUGGAGACACACCUUUACAUUCUGCCUCAUGGAAGGGGCAUCCUGAAAUUGUGAAAAUGCUUUUAGACAAAGGUGGUGAUACAAAAAUCAAAAACAAUGACAAGAGAACUCCAUAUGAUCUUGCUAAAAAUCCAGAAUGUGGUCGAUUGUUGAGAGGAGCCAUAGCUACUGGUGCAGAUGAUGAUUAUGGAGAUGAUGAUGACUCUGACUAAUGAAAUGCAAAUGCCACAGAUGUUGAAUGAAACAAACUGGUAUCUUUUCUACAAAGUUGUAAGAAUAAUGGGUUCUGAUAAAUUUCAUUGCUGUAAACAUUGACUAUGGCAGGGUAGCUAGACUAUUUAAUUGAGGGGGGGGUGUAUAUUCAUAUGUUCAUGUUAUAUGCAAUAGCGUACAAAGAAAUCAGUGAGGCACAAGCAAAUAUACGAAUAUACACCUGCCAAUUAAGCUUCUAGCUACUGCCCUGACUAGAGGCCGGUUUUUCAAAGAUGGUUUAAUUAAUAGCCAACCAUGUUGAUAAUCUUGAAAUCAAAUUUCUAAACACCUUGUACGUCACAUCCGCGAUGCCAGAAAUGACCACAAGCAUGAUAAUUGACCAUGUAUGAAUAUACUUAGGCUAAAAUAGGUGGUUUAAGCAAAACGUGGUUGGCAAUAAUCAUGUUUUGAACCACCAGCCAUGGCAUAUGCAACAUUGUACUCAUUUAUGCAACUAGAAUAAUGCUUUCUAAGUCUACAUUCAUGUGAUGGAUGACCCAUUUGAAGUCCUAUUGCCAUACGUGACCACUGGCAUUGCCAUUAUGAAUAUAAUGCAGAAAGAACAUUAUUUUGGAACAUUUCGUUAGUUAUAUUUAUAUGAAAAGAACAAUUAACAACAUCAUCACGGUUUAAGUACGUCAUUUGCUGUCGAUGACGUCACUUCGGGUCAUAGAUUAAUUAGUAAAUAUAGUUAACUGUAGUACCUCUAGACCAUUAGUGGUUUCAUAUGAAAUUUAUUUUUAUUAAAGUUUUAAUUGAG
Dendronephthya gigantea is the source of this 1489-nucleotide messenger RNA. Its product is annotated as osteoclast-stimulating factor 1-like. Gene Ontology annotation, biological process: signal transduction. The transcript is spliced from 11 exons. Lineage: Eukaryota; Metazoa; Cnidaria; Anthozoa; Malacalcyonacea; Nephtheidae. Gene Ontology annotation, molecular function: protein binding. The coding region runs from base 51 to 689 and encodes 212 amino acids. The record is from RefSeq and is a predicted model, not a curated record.